AUGUUUGAUCCUCCAUUCAUUGAAAGUUUAGAAGGCUGUGAAGAAUACAUCGCAAAAUAUAUGGAAGGAAGUGAGUUUGAAUUUUUGUGAAUUCAGAAGUAGAACCUAUUUUCAGGAAAUUUGCGAGUGACAGACAAACGACAAGUUCGACAAACAGAAAAACAUGAAAAACGAUUGGAAAAAGCUAUUGAGAGUUCAGAAACAUUGCUGAAAAAUCGAAUAAUUUGCGAAUAUGUUGUGGAAUCUUCAAAAUGCGACAACAGAUUCACAAAUAAUCUUCAUUUUUUCAAUGGAAAUGGAAGUCGAUUGGGAGAAUUGCCUCGAAAACCAUUUUAUGCUUUGGAUUUUGCUGAAAAUGUAAGUUUUUUUUUAAAUCUAAGUGUGAAGAACUAUAAUCCGAAAUCAUUGCAGACUUCACGAAAUCGCACAGAAUUCACUGAACAUUUGCAAAAUCUUGAAGUAAAUCACACAAACAUUGAUGAAAAAUGGUUGAAAUCUGCUAGACAAUUCUCAAAACCCCAAAGAAGUCAUUCGAUGCCAAAUCUAAAAUUGACAAGUCCGAAAAAUCCGACAGAAAACAAUAGAUAUAAACCGAAUUGGAAUACGUGGAGCAAAAGAAGUUUCGAAAUCUUUAAUAUUGAUGAACAUUUCGAGAUUCCGGAAAAAUUGCGAACAUCGGCGUUUUGGCGGGAAUUAACAAUUGAAAUUGAUUCGUUGAUUGAUCAUGUUGAACCAAGAGUAUUUUUGUUUUUUUUUUUUUUGAAAAAAUAAUAGCCAAGAUAUUUUACAGCAUCUUCGACCUGGAUGGCAAUCAAUUUGCUCAAUUUUAUUCUCCACCAGUGACAGAUAUUUUUACGCAAUUCUCCCUUCUUGCCCCGCAGAUCUUCGAAAUUUCAGUAAAUUUUGGGCGAAAAAAGUGAAAUUGUUCACAAUUAAACCAAAUCAAGGGCGAGAACAAUGGGAAAGGAAAAAUGUGAUUUUAUUUUUGGAGCAAUUUGAGGAAGAUGGAACACAAUUUCGAAGAGCACGUCAUAUUUAUGGAUUAGAAAAUGAGAAUGAGGAUUGGUUUAUUGAGAUGGAUACCGGGAAUUUGAGAUGUUUGAAGAAUGCGGGACCGAAUAAUGUGAUGAGAAUGCCAGCUUAUCAAUGUGUACAUUCGUGUAAUAUUAUGGAAUGUCGAUUUGAGAAUUUUGCGAAAAUGGGGGCGAGUGAGAUUUCGCGCGAAAUCGAAAAAAUACGAAAGAAUCGGACAUUGAAUAUUGUUGGAUUUGAUCGAUUGAGAAGACGAAAUUUGCCAUCAUUUGUUUUACAGACGACGGAAAGAUCGAAAAUUAAAACUGCAAUUGUGAGUGUUUUUUUGGCCCUCGGUUCGCGGUUGGUAUACUGUAUUGACUUGUGCAAACACGGUGACGCACAAAUGCACAAAAAUGUCUCGCGUCUCUCCAUUUUGCGCGCUAUUUUUCGAAAUUGGUCUCGCCACGAACCCCGAAACGCUAAAACGGCACCCGUUCGCUCCACCAAAGCUUAUUUCCAUGCAGUUUUUCACGGCGAUAAAGAUGGUGUACUCAGAUUUUCAUUUGAUGCAGCCGUUCUUGAGAUUUUGGUGGAAAAUUAAAGCAUGUCCCUUUAAACAGCGAACCGAGAUUUUUUGUUCAGCAACAAAAUACGUGAUUGUGAGUGUUUUUUUUUUAAUUUUGAAAAAAAUAACUUGGAAAAAUAAUUGUGAAACUUUUUCUUCAGAUCAAUCCCAUUCCCACACCACCUGCUCCUUUAAUGACUACAGUAUUUUGCGAUAAUUCGAGUUGUAUGGGAUGUAACACUUGGAGCGCAUUUAAAAAUCCGAUUUUUGAAAAUCUUGUCAAAUAG
Messenger RNA from Caenorhabditis angaria, 1866 nucleotides. The record is from the annotation of a GenBank genome assembly. Lineage: Eukaryota; Metazoa; Nematoda; Chromadorea; Rhabditida; Rhabditidae.